Molecule: messenger RNA, 1263 nt
Organism: Lecanosticta acicola
Lineage: Eukaryota; Fungi; Ascomycota; Dothideomycetes; Mycosphaerellales; Mycosphaerellaceae
Source: the annotation of a GenBank genome assembly
AUGACACAGGGAACCACGAAGCCUCGCCAUCCCGGUUUCGACAGCAAAUUUUACGCCGUCCAGGACUUCUAUGGCCUCCGAGCGGCAAGUCUUACCAAUGCAAUCCACCCACUGUUCCGCAGAUCUAACUUUCAAAGUAGCCUGUUUGAUUACGAAAAGCUAGAGACGACUCUCCGGCUAGCUUCCAAUCUCCUCGAAGUCGCCCUGCCGGUCUUCCAUUGCAUCUUCUUCUCACCACCGGUCCCAUUCGCCGACGAGGGAGAAGGUAGGGACUCUGGCUUCUUUCCUCGACCCCUCGACGUACUAACAACGCGACAGGUAAAGAGAACCCGGGCCGCUCUGGCAGAAUUCACUGGUAACAUUCUCUUCGGUAUUGCGGACAUUGAGGGUUGCCACGCAAACUGCGAGUACUACGACAGUCCGGACAAGCAGAUUCGCGGCUGCAAAUAUUUGAAAGGAUACCGCAGCCAGAUCAACAUCGGGCAGCCCUUGUACGAGCAAGUCUUGGCAGCCUGGGAACAUCCCAACGACAUUCUCGGCCAUCACUGGCACAGUUUCCAGCUAGCCGUUACUCUGGUUCACGAAGUAACGCAUGCGGGCGUUGCAGCCGGCACACCGGAAGUUUUCCAGUACGAUGGCUUCAUUCUAGGUGACUGUAGCCGAUCCGAACCAGGCUUGGCCCUUGAGGAGUGGCUAUUUGGGGGCACAUUCAGCGCAAGCCCAUCAAAUCGGCCUCGAUAUCGUCUGGAUGGUAUUCCUAGCAAGCUCGAUUCCCUGAUCGCCUACACUGAGGGGCCUGAUCCAGCGGCGUUGACUGCUUAUCAACAUGCAGGUGACAAGAUCUAUGUCCGUCCGGGCUCGUUACCCGAGGUGGUUGUCAAGUGGACAGCUGACCUCGAGUUCAUCUCGAACUUGUUCCAGGAUGCCUUCUGGAACGAGGAGACUCGAAAGCCGAGGCGCAAAGCCCUACGGCCCAGGAUGACAAUCGGCGUCCGUAUGAGCCUUGAUUUGGGACAGAAGUGUUUCGUACCCUUCCCUCCAAUAGGUGUCGUGGACAAUGUCACCGCGAUGCCCGAAGGCUACUCGCUGGACGAAUGUGGAAUGCUUUACGCAACACAACCUGGCUCUCAAAGCAUCCUACAAGCAGCCGAAACUACCACAUCGCCUCGUCCCGCCAGAAGUACGUCCAAUAGGCUUGGGAGGUGGUUCAAACGAGCAAGGCAGGUGCCCUUGACGCCACCGCGAAGACGGAUGAAAGCCUAA